AUGAAGUCACUCGUCGUUGCUAUAACUAUUCUCUUCUUUGUAGCUUUGACUUCUUCAAUAAAUCUUUCUCCUGAAGCUCUCAAUACCAUCGCUCUUGCCUCUGGCUCUAAUACCAUAUUUGCUGUCAACCAAUUUGCUGAUCUCACUGCCCAAGAGUUCCAUCAGAUCUACUUGAUGAACAAUGUCCCAACCUCUAUCCCAGAUAAUGCCCCAGUGUCUACUCUCUCCUCUGACCAUAUCCUUUCUCACCUUUCACCGGGAAUUGAUUGGAGAACCAUGGGUGCUGUCGCCUCAGUCAAAACCCAAGGUCAGUGUAGUUCUAGUUGGGCAUUCUCUGCCAUAGGAAACAUCGAAGGAUCAUCGACAGCGGUGGUAUUACUAAUGAACGAGAUUACCUUACAAGGCUAUAGCUGGCAAAAAGAGUUCAACGCAUCCCAACCUGGAGUCAAAAUUUCCGGCUGGGUAAUGCUUGGCACCAACGAAACCGAAAUAGCUGCCUCCGUGGAUGUACAUACAAAAGUGGGAGAGAAAGGUAUCAUGAAGAUCGCCCGUGGUGUUGGCAAAUGUGGUUUAAACCAAUUAGUCUCUACAUCUUAUGUGGUUUCAUAG
This is a messenger RNA of Cavenderia fasciculata, 609 nucleotides long. RefSeq lists its product as uncharacterized. NCBI's taxonomy places the organism in Eukaryota, Evosea, Eumycetozoa, Acytosteliales, Cavenderiaceae. Gene Ontology annotation, molecular function: cysteine-type endopeptidase activity. The record is from RefSeq and is a predicted model, not a curated record. Gene Ontology annotation, cellular component: lysosome. Bases 1 to 609 code for a protein of 202 amino acids. The transcript is spliced from 4 exons.